Oryctolagus cuniculus (rabbit) is the source of this 13177-nucleotide messenger RNA. Its product is annotated as cytochrome P450 11B2, mitochondrial. Gene Ontology annotation, molecular function: steroid 11-beta-monooxygenase activity; heme binding; corticosterone 18-monooxygenase activity. The record is from RefSeq and is a predicted model, not a curated record. NCBI's taxonomy places the organism in Eukaryota, Metazoa, Chordata, Mammalia, Lagomorpha, Leporidae. Gene Ontology annotation, cellular component: mitochondrion; mitochondrial inner membrane. Gene Ontology annotation, biological process: cholesterol metabolic process; cortisol metabolic process; glucocorticoid biosynthetic process.
CCGCCGCCCUGCCCGCCGCCCUCCGGGGCCCCAGACUUCCAGCUGAGCCCUGCUGGCAGCUGCAGCCCUGGGCCGAGGGGCCGUGGGGCGGGGCGGCUGUGUUCCCGUGCACCUGCACACGCCGGGAGGAGCACGCGUGGCUCUGGGCCGCACACACAGGGCCCGGCUGCAAGUCUGCUGGCCGCGCGAGCUCCUGCUGAGCCGUGAACCAGCUGGUUCACCUUGGCACAGGGACAAGGUGGGAGUCUGACCGCGGCAGUCCCUCCCCACGCCCCACGCCCCAUCUCGGGCCGCUCGGGACUCCCGCCCUACUCGGAUCUCCCCAGGCCCACCCCGUGCAUGCGCAGGUACAAGCCCCAGGCACCUCACCUGGCCUAGUCACACCUCACCGCCAGGCUCUGCCCUGAGCUAGCACAGGACAGUCCUACAGCUGGCUGGGAUCGCUGGCCUAGAGAAUCCACGCUAGCCCAGCCCAGCCCAGGGCUUAGGGCUCCAAGCGCCAGCCCCUCCCACAGAAGCCGCCAGAGUUUGGGACUGCUGCUCACCAGCGUUCAAGCUCCAGGCAGCGGCGGCAGACCCAGGCCAGUAACCAGCACUCAGGGAUGGUGCUCCCACUGGUGCAGAGUCCCUGCCGCAGGUCCCGCCCACAUGUCGGGCUGCUCGUGGAUGGCAGACAUAGGUCCUGCCUCUUCCAGCCUGCAUGAUCUGGAUCUGGGCAGCAGGGGCAGACAGCCUCUCAAUCCACUCGGCCCCGGAGCCAACUCUGACUUCACAGCCCCCGUGCCCGGCGUGGAUACUGGCCAGGACUCUGGGUGCCAGGCACGCCUGGCUCCCCAUACCCGAGGAGGCUGCUGGAUGCCUGCAUAGCUGGACUCAGGGGCCACACUGAGCCGCAGGAACAGCCCAGGUCCCUGCUACUGCACAGAAGGCACUGGAGACUGUGCAACAACUCCACGUGGGACUAAGGAUAAAGCAGUCUACCAUAGCCAUACCCGGGGCUCCUCUGCUGUAACCACGGAGUCUACCACAGCCAUACCCGGGCUCCUCUCCUGUAACCACGGAGUCUACCACAGCCAUACCCGGGCUCCUCUCCUGUAACCAUGGAGUCUACCACAGCCAUACCCGGGGCUCCUCUGCUGUAACCACGGAGUCUACCACAGCCAUACCCGGGCUCCUCUGCUGUAACCACGGAGUCUACCACAGCCAUACCCGGGCUCCUCUCCUGUAACCACGGAGUCUACCACAGCCAUACCCGGGCUCCUCUCCUGUAACCACGGAGUCUACCACAGCCAUACCCGGGGCUCCUCUGCUGUAACCACGGAGUCUACCACAGCCAUACCCGGGCUCCUCUGCUGUAACCACGGAGUCUACCACAGCCAUACCCGGGCUCCUCUCCUGUAACCACGGAGUCUACCACAGCCAUACCCGGGGCUCCUCUGCUGUAACCACGGAGUCUACCACAGCCAUACCCGGGCUCCUCUGCUGUAACCACGGAGUCUACCACAGCCAUACCCGGGCUCCUCUCCUGUAACCACGGAGUCUACCACAGCCAUACCCGGGCUCCUCUCCUGUAACCACAGAGUCUACCACAGCCAUACCCGGGCUCCUCUCCUGUAACCACGGAGUCUACCACAGCCAUACCCGGGCUCCUCUCCUGUAACCACGGAGUCUACCACAGCCAUACCCGGGCUCCUCUCCUGUAACCACGGAGUCUACCACAGCCAUACCCGGGGCUCCUCUCCUGUAACCACGGAGUCUACCACAGCCAUACCCAGGGCUCCUCUCCUGUAACCAUGGAGUCUACCACAGCCAUACCCGGGCUCCUCUCCUGUAACCAUGGAGUCUACCACAGCCAUACCCGGGCUCCUCUCCUGUAACCACGGAGUCUACCACAGCUAUACCCGGGCUCCUCUCCUGUAACCAUGGAGUCUACCACAGCCAUACCCAGGGCUCCUCUCCUGUAACCACGGAGUCUACCACAGCCAUACCCGGGCUCCUCUGCUGUAACCACGGAGUCUACCACAGCCAUACCCGGGCUCCUCUGCUGUAACCACGGAGUCUACCACAGCCAUACCCGGGCUCCUCUGCUGUAACCACGGAGGCCAGAGACAAGGUGCCCCCAGACAUACAAAAGUCAGCACAGAAGCACAACAAAUACAAGCAAGGGAGUUAGUGACUCCUUCAAAGGAACAAACAGUGUGUUGCGAUUGGACUGUGAAGAAAGGGAGAUGGGUGAAAUCGGACAAGAAAUCCCAAGGAAUGAUUGCCAGGUUAUGGGAAAAUACAAGGAAGCAAUUAAAUGAAAUUAGGGCAUCUGUACAUGACAUGGAUGAGAAACUCAGUGAACAGAGACAGUAAAAGAGAACCAAGCAGAAAUAUUAGACAUGAAAUCAAUCAAAAGUUAAGAAAUAAACAAACUAGAGAUUUUAAAACUAUACAAAAGUGAAAUAAAGAGCUGAUUUUUUUAUUUUUAAAGAUUUUAUAUAUUUUAUUUGAGUGGUAGAGUUACAGAGAGAGGCAGAGAGAGAGAGAAAGAAGUCUUCCAUCAACUGGUUCACUCCCCAAAUGGCCACAAUGGCUGGAGCUGGGCCAGGCAGAAACCAGGAGUCAGGAGCUUCCUCCAGGUCUCUCACACAGGUGCAGGGGCCCAAGUACUUGUACCAUCUUCUAUGGCUUUCCCAGGCUCAUUAACAGAGAGCUGGAUCGGGUGAGUCCCCAGAAGCACAGGCACUCAAAGCAAAAAUGGACAGAUGGGAUUACAUCAAGCCAUGAAGCUUCUGCACUUCAAAGAAAGCAAUUAACAAGGUGGAGUGGCACCUGAUGGAAAGGGAGGAAGUUCUCAUGUGAAUUUUGGCUGACUGCCUAUCACAUUUGUGGGCACAGUGUUUUUUUUUUUUUAUUAUAAUCUAUCCUGAUAAAGGAUAAGUACCCAGAAGGUAUAAGGAGCUUAAGAAACUCCACAACAACAAAACAAACGCUCCAGUUAAGAAAUGAGCAAGGAUGCAAACAGGCAUUUUUCAAAGGAUGAAAUACAAAUGGACAACAGACACAUGGAAGGAUGCUUAGGAUCAUUAGCUAUCUGGGAAAUGCAAAUAAAAAGCAGAAUGGCUGUUAUCCAAAAAAAUAAAAAAGAAAAAACCCAAACCAAAUGCUGGUGAAAUUGUGGAAUAAGGGCACCCUAAUGCACUGCUGGUGGGAAUGCAUACUGGUACAACCAUUAUGGAAAACACUGUGGGGAUUCUUCAGAAAACUAAAAAGAGAUCUACUGUGUGCUGGGAAUAUAUCCAAAAGAAGUGAAAUCAGCAUAUGAAAGAGUCACCUGCCCUCCCAUGUUUAGAGCAGCUCAAUCACAAUAGCAAAGACAGAAUCAAUACAGAUCUCCAUCAGCUGAUGAUUGGACAAGGAAAAUGUGGUAAACAUAUCUACACGGUGGAAUAUCACUCAACCACUACAAAAGUGAAAUAUAGACGUCUGGAACAAAGGGAAGGACCUGGAGAUCAUUAUGCUGAGUAAGAUAUGCCAGGCUCGGAAGACAGAUGUCACAUGUUUUCCCUUAUUUGUGGAAGGUACUAUAGAGUAUAAAAUCAUGUGCUUAUCAUGUCAUUUGGUACAUGGUGAUAAAUGCUGCUUUACUGCAUCGUAACAUAUAAAUAUUGUUGUACCUUUCUUUCCCUGCAUUAUAAUGAUUGUUUGUUGGGAGCAUCUGGGAGCAACUCGGACUAGACUAAGUUACUGGAAUUAAGACUUAUUCUAGGCAUCUGCUCUCCCACAAUAUGGCGCUGAGAAGGGAGAAACAGCUUCUACACAGCUGCCUCCAGUUCAACCAAUAAACUGUAGGACCUGCUCCUGAUUGGAGGAGAGCAGCGUACUCGGCGUGUGGGUAGCAGAGUUGGGAUUGGUGGAAGAGGACUAUAAAGGAGGAGAGAGACAACAUGCACCAGGAACAUCUAAGGGGAACAUCUAUCUGAAGGAACACCUGAGCAGCCCCCGAGAGAGCCGGCCGGUGGUGUGCCGCUCCCCCGCGGAAGUGGGGAAGGUGGCAGGGGGAACCGCCCUUCCACGGAGGUGGAAGGGUCGGUAGCCAACCCGGGAAGAACCAGCAGCAAACCCGGGGAGGGCUGAGCAGACAAAAGAACAGCGCAGGGUCUUGUGUCGUUCCUCCGUGAAGAGGGGGAGCGACAUAAUGGUGCCGUGACUCGGAUAUGAAGCCUAGGCAGGGUUUAGUGUCGUUCCUCCAUGAAGAGGGGGAGCGACAAUUGUUACUAACCCCUCACUUUGUGACAUUAAUAUCUGUUUUCAAGAAAAAUAAUAUGUAUGAAAAAAAGAAUUGGAAAUACUCUUUGACACAGCUUACAGAGUCAGCUGGCACUGGACAGCUUGAUUUGAAUUUCUGGGGAUAAGGUCCUGUGUGAUGUUUGGGCAGCACAGUAAGUGCCCACACCACCGGGUGCUGUAUCCCUAGAUGUUCUCCCUGCCGUUGGGGUGAGGGGUUGACAGCCUGCUGCAUGGGCAGCUUUCCUGAGACUCUCUUGCCCUCCUUGGUUCUCCCUGUGUGUACCUGCACCUCUCACCUGAUGCGCGUGGUGAACAUUUCACAGUCCAGAACUAUAGCAGGUAACUUGAUGGAGCAUGGCCUAAGAAAUUUAGUGGGGCUGGCGCUGUGGUGUACUUGGUAAAGCUGCUGCCCGCAGUGCUGGCAUCCCAUAUGGGUGCCAGUUCAAGUCCUACUUGCACCACUUCCAGUCCAGCUCUCAGCUCUCUGCUAUGGCCUGGGAAACCAGUGGAAGAUGGCCUAAGUCCUUGGGCCUCAGCACCCAUGUGGGAGACCCGGAAGAAGCUCCUGGCUUUGGAUUGGCCCAGCUCCAACUGGUGUGGCGUUUUAAGGAGUGAACCAGUGGAUGGAAGACCUCUUUCUCUGUGUACCUCUCCUCUCUUUGUGUAACUCUGACUUUCAAAUAAAUAAAUAAAUAAAUUUUUUUUUUAAAAAAGGAAAUUUGGUGGGAGAAUUUAGCAACAUUCCUAACAUAACUUUGUGUUCAAAUUUUACUAAGUUCCUUUUUUUUGGAAAAAAAAAAGAAUAGAGUUAGCACUCUUUCUCUUAAUUCAAGCUCUUGAUGGGAUACUAAAUGAUGAAAUUGCUCUAGAUUAUUUAUGGAACAAACCACAUCUGUGCUGGUGCUAAUAUUAUAUUGUUAGUGUUAUCCCUGGACACUCCCCAGGGGGCAGUUGUCAAUGGUGUGAAAGAAGAGAACAGGGCAAUGACUGCAGCAGGUCUUAGCCAUCCAUGUGGACGCAUCUUCAUAUCCCAGCGACACUGGAUUAUAACAAAGGAACACAGCAAAGAAGGCCUGCCACGAAUGUGGGUGAAAUGGUCCAGUCAGCCAAAGCUCACAGGAGAAGAAAUACUCUAUCUGAGCAGGCCGAUAUCUAUUAAAGAAACUGAAUCAAAAAUUAAUAACAUGAACAGAAAGCAGCAGGUCCACAUGAGGCAAGCUGUGAAUUCUACUGAGUGUCUAUAGCAGAGAUGAUAUGAAUUCUCCACAAUGUCUUCCAGAAGAUGGAAGUGGAGAAAAUACUUCUUAGCCAAUCCAGUGAGGCCAGUAUACCCCCAUGCCAAAACAAGAGAAAGAAGGUACAAGGAGGGGCUGGUGCUGUGCCAUAGCAGGUAAAGCCACUGGCUGCAGUGCUGGCAUCCCAUGUGGGUUAUGGUUCGAGUCUCUGCUGCUCCACUUCUGAUCCAGCUCUCUGCUAUGGCCUGGGAAAGCAGUAGAAGAAGGCCCAAUUCCAUGGGCUCCUGGAUCCACAUGGGAGACCCAGAAAAAGCUCCUGGCUCCUGAUUUCAGAUCAGCCCAGUUCCAGCUGUUAUGACCAUUUGGGGAGUGAACCAGUGGAUGGAAGAUCCAUCGAUCUCUGUCCCCCUCCCUUUGUAACUCUUUCAAAUAAAUAAAUAAAUAAAUAAAUAAAUAAAUAAAUAAAUCUUAGAAGGUACAGGAAAAGAAAACUGCAGACCAGUUUCUCUCACAAAGAUGCAGAAACUCUCAACAAGAUGCUGACAAAUUGACCCCAACAGAAUGAUACGUCAUGACCCAGUAGGAUUCAUCCAGGAUGUGAGAAUUUGGUUCACUACUUGAAAAUCAAUUCAUAUAGCCCACAAAAGCUGUAAAACAAAAGUAAAAAUCACAUGAUCAUGUCAUUAGAUGCAAAGAGGUAUUUGAUAAAAUCCAGUACUCAUGAAUGAUAAUAAUCCUCAGAAAACUAAAAAUUCAGGAAUUAACUUGAUGAAGAACAUCUAUAAAACCCUAGGGCUGACACUCACUUAAUAGUGAGGAACUGGAUGCUUUCCAGUUAAGAACAGAGCAGAAGGAGGCCUCAUCCGACCCCUGUUUUCAACAUUGUUCUGUAAAUCCUAGCUAAUGCAAUAAGAAAAAAAAUGAAAUGAAACAAAACAUAAUUUUGUAGGCAAGAAAUACAAAUUUCCUAAAGGUGAUGGGAUUGUUUGUGUAGAAGAUCUGAAAGAAACCACAAAUCUACCAAAAGUAAGAAGUAACUAUAGAAAGGUCAUAAGAUAGAAGGUUAAUAUCAGAAAGUCAACUUUUAUUCUACAUAUUAGCAAUGAACAAGUGGAACCUGAAAUUAGAACCACAACACCAUAUACUCUAUAUCCACAAAAUGAAAUGCUUAAGUAUACAUCUAACAAAAUACAUUUAGGAUAUAUAUGAGGAAGACUACAAAACUCUCAUGAAAGAAUCAAGGAAGAUCUAAGUCAUGGAAAGAUAUUCCCUGCUCAUCGAGGAGAAGACCCAUUAUUGCCCAAGGUUUCAGUUCAUCUCAACUUGACCUAUAGAUUUGAAGGAAAUUAUUUUCUGAAUAUCACCAACCUGAUUCUAAGGAAAAAAACCCAAGAGGAAUUAAGCCAGUAUCCAAAAAGAACAGAGGAAGACAACUGAAACCUUCCAGCUUUCUACAAAGCCGUAGUAACCAGGACAGUGUGAAUAGACUAAGAGAUCAAAGGGACAGAACAGAGCUCGCAAAAGACUCACAGGUACAAUCAGCUGCUUUUGAAAAGGUAGCAGAGGCAAUAUAAGGGAGAAAAGAAUCUUCAAGAAAUGCUGCCAAAACAACAAGACAUCCUCAUGCAAAACAAAAACAAAACAAAAAAGAAAAAACAACACAAAAAUCAAACACAUCCAUCACAAAACAUAAGGAAAUCUAUAUUAUAGACCUAAAGAUACAUUGUAAAACUACAAAACUCUUAGAAGAUAAAUAAGGGAGAAUGUACAUGAUUUUGGGUUUGGUGAUGACUUUUUAGGUUCAACAACAAAGACUUGGAAUGUGAAAGAUACAGGAUAUGCUGCCUUUAUGAAUAUUGAAAAUCUUUCACUCUGUCAAAGACUUUGUCAAGAGAAACAGAAGGUAAGUCAUCAACCAAGAGAAAAUAUUUACAAAAGUUGUAUCUGAUGGACUGUUACACACCAAAAUAUAUAAAGAACCCCCAUUAACUUAGCAAGAGCAAAGUGAACAUCCACCAUACAAGCACAUGGAAUGAGGUUCAACACCAUGUAUCACGAGUUCACUAUGAAUUAGCAGGACAGCAAGCUGCAGUUACACACCCAUGAGAAAGGAAAAAAGACAAAACGCUGGCUACACCCAGUGCUGGUACAGACCUGGAGUGACAGAAACACUCGUCCACUGCUGGUGGGAAUGCGAAGGGCUACACCACUUAGGAAGACAAAAGUAACCACUGUCUUAUAAAUCCAACAGUCAUGCUACUGGUCUUGAUGCAAAUUAAUGGAACACUAAUAUUCACAAAACCACCUGUUAGCAUCUUCAUUAAGAGUUUCCCAAACUUGGAAGAAACCAAAGACUCUUCAGUAGGUGGAUGGAUGAAUAAACUGUAAUAUAUCCAGAGAAUAGAAUCUUACUCUGUCCUAAAAGCAAUGAUACCUCCACCCAUGAAGAUCUAGAGGACACUUAAAUUCAGGUGAGGAAGGGAAAGAAGCCAGUCUACAAAGUCUACAGACUGCAUGAUUUCAAUUCUAGAACAUUCUGGAGAAGGUGAAAGUGUGUGAGAACUGGCUCCAGGUCUGUGUGAGGAAUUAAUCAGGACCCAGGGGAGAUUUUAGCAGUGGAAUGGUUCUCUGUGGUCCUACAGUGAUGGACACUGGCCAUGCAGCAUUUGUCAAACCACAGAAGGGACGACGUCAAGAGGAAACCCUAGGUAAACCAAGGACAUUGGUGAUGAUUACAUGUCAAUCUAGACUCAUGACUGUCACAGAUGUGCCACUGUCAUGCAGGGUGUCAAUAGUGGAGGGUUGAGUGGGACAUGUGUGGGGCAGGAAUACAGGGAAAUUCUCUACUCUGCUCAGUUUUCAGCAAGCCAAAAAUGUAGAAAUCGUCUAGAAGUCAGCUUGCCCAACAUGGGGGCUUACAGUGCCAGGACUCCUGGCUCCAGAACCUGGACUGGACUUGCACUUGAACCCCUUACAGGCUUGUAUGUUCCAUUAGUUAAUAGCCCCCUGGACACAGACAUCUUGUAUAAUUCCUGCAAUGGCCUUCCCAAGUCCUCGCAUGUACACUGGUCAAGGAGUGCGCUGAAUACUUGCUGAAUGAAUGAAUGGCUACUGAGCAGUGAGUUCUCCCUCUUCCUGUCUCACUUUAGAAACUCCUGUGUCUGGGCCUGGUGUUUUGUUCUUGCUGGGGAUAAAGAAGCAGGUCUUAGCCUUUGAGAAGCUUUGUGAGAGGUUUUAGGAGAGGAAGGCAAAGAGCAGAGUGCAGUGUAACAGACAGUGAUUAGACCAAUGCCCAACACCUUGAAGAUCCAGUCCACAACCAAAGUCACUUCCAGAAGCAGGAAAUGGAGGAGGAAGUCACAGCACAGGUUAUAACAGUAGUGGAGAAGAGGUCAGUGGAAUGCCAUGAAUAUUAAUCCUGUUUUCCCUGUAUUAAUAAACAUUUCCUUCAUUCACAAUUGAAGGAUUUGAGAUUUUUAAAGGGAGAAUGACAAGGACAGUGAUCAUUUCUUAGAUUUAUCUUCAUCAAAGUCUGUGAACUAUAAAUAAAGUCUAUCAAAAGCCUGCAAGGUCCCCUCUCAUCUCAUGAUAAGAUAAGGGCUUCAUCCAUCUUCAUCCUCUCCCCCAUGGGGAGGAACUAGGGGCCCCAACCUCUGCCCUGCAGGUGGUCAGCCCCCUCUCUGGACCCCAUGGCUGACCUUUCCCCCCAUCCCUACAGCAUCUUUGCAGAUAUGGGGUAGGACGCCCAAUCAAUUCUGUCUCCAGCUGAGCUUGGGAACCCACAGCCCUGAUGACUUCAUGAGUUUUCUGCUUGGAUUCAGGGACAGUGUCUCCCAUGACGUGAUCAGUCCCCAAGUGCAGGAUCACAGGUGACAUAAAAGGACUGGGGCGGAACCAGGCUCGGGGAGCCUCAGGAUGACAUUCAGGGCAAGGACAGCUGUGUGGACGGCAGGGCCUUGGCUGUCUCUGCGAGACACCAGGACGCUGAGCACCAGGGCGGCUCUGUCUCCCAAGGCUGCGCUGCCCUUUGAAGCCAUCCCCCAGUGUCCCAGCUCCCAGUGGAUGAGGAUGCUGCAGAUCUGGAGAGAGAAGGGGUAUGAGAACAUCCACCUGGAGAUGCAUCGCACCUUCCAGGAGCUGGGGCCCAUUUUCAGGCAUGACCUGGGGGGACGACAAUUCGUGUCUGUGAUGCUGCCGGAGGACGUGGAGAGGCUGCAGCAGGUGGAGAGCCGGCACCCCCAGCGUGUGCACCCAGAGCCCUGGGCGGCCUACAGACAGCAUCGUGGACAGAAAUGUGGCGUGUUCUUGCUGAAUGGACCUGAAUGGCGAAGCAAUCGUUUGAAGCUGAACCCAGUCAUACUGUCACCAAAGGCCGUGGAGAAGUUCAUCCCCAUGGUGGACGUGGUGGCCAGGGAAUUCUUACAGGUCCUGCAGGAGAAGGUGCAGCAGAACGCACGUGGGAGCCUCACCAUGGACGUCCGGCCCAGAAUCUUGAGCUACACCAUAGAAGCCAGCAACUUUGCACUUUUUGGGGAGCGUCUGGGCCUCCUUGGCCAGAAAAUAACCCCUGUCAGCCUGAACUUCAUGCAUGCCCUGGAGGCCAUGUUCAGAUCCACUGUGGAGCUCAUGUUCCUGCCCAGAAGCCUGUCUCGCUGGACCAGCGCCAAGGCGUGGAAGGAGCACUUUGAGGCCUGGGACCACAUUUCCCAGUAUGCCGAACAGCGCAUUGAGAACAUCUCCCAGGAGCUGGCAGGAGACUGCUCUGGGCACUACGGUGGCAUCGUGGCCGAGCUGCUGAGGCAUGCGGACUUGUCACCUGAGGCCAUCAAGGCCAACUCUCUUGAACUCACAGCAGGCAGCGUGGACACGACUUCUCUCCCCUUGCUGAUGACGCUCUUUGAGCUGGCUCGCAACCCCGACUUGCAGCAGGCCCUGCGCCAGGAGACUCGGGCAGCUGCAGCCAGCAUCUCUGCCCAUCCCCAGAGGGUCAUCUCAGACCUGCCCCUGCUGCGGGCUGCCCUCAAGGAGACCUUGAGGCUCUAUCCUGUGGGUUUGAAUUUGGAGCGGAUAGUCAGCUCAGACCUGGUGCUGCAGAACCACCACAUCCCAGCUGGGACACACGUCCAGGUGUUCCUCUACGCGCUGGGUCGCAAUCCGGCCGUAUUCCCGAGGCCUGAGCGCUAUUUCCCCCAGCGCUGGCUUGACAGGGGCCCACAUCAGAGCUUCCAGCACCUGGCGUUUGGCUUUGGGGUGCGCCAGUGCCUGGGGCGUCGCCUGGCAGAAGUGGAGAUGCUGCUCCUGCUGCACCACGUGCUGAAAUGCUUCCUGCUGGAGACGCUAUCCCCGGAGGAUGUGAACAUGGUGUACUGCUUUGUCAUGAAGCCCACCAACUACCCCCUCCUCACCUUUCGGCCUGUCAACUAGUCAGCCCUCCACCGAGACUCCCUGCCUGCCACCAGAUCCCUGUGCUGGGACCCCGGGCCACCUCUCCUGGACCUUGGUGCCUCUGCCCUUGGGCCCCAUGGCUGUCCAGACAGCACCCUGCAAAAAUCCACUGCCCCCAGGGUCACUGCUUGCCAGCUAGCUAGCAAGGCCAGGGUCAUUGCGGGCCGUCCUGGUGGCUGGUGCUGCCCACGCCCAGCCCCUCCCAGCUCCUUUCCUGCAGUGGCAUCCUCCGACCUUGGCCUCUCCCCUCCUGGCCUGGCUGCUCUAGGGGCCGCCCAAGGACCCUAAGACCCAGCCCUGGCCUUCCUGUGUGUCUCAUUGUCCCCUGCCCCUUCUCCUGCCUUCUCUGCUGAGAUUCAAUGUAGGGUUUGAGGGUCAUGGGAGGGGUCCAGCUCCCCCCUGUACCUGCCGUCCCAGGAAGCUCAACUGCACACUGUGUUUCCGGGAUCGAGCCCUCAGUAUGGGGUCCUUAGUGCUGGUGAGACGUCUCCAUUUUCAGAUGAGAAACCCAAGGCUCUAGGGGGCUUGCUGGGGUCAGCCACACAUCCUAGACCUCAUGUCCUGUGUGUGCCUUCAAGGUCAGCCCUCAGUGCUGUGCCAUGGUCAGGUCCUGAGGUCUCUUGACACCCUGGAUCUCACGUGCUUGUGAUGGGUGGAAUUCGUAUGUGAAGUGUCUCCACACAAAAAGUUGACUCAACUGGGAUGACUGCUUUCCUGGGAGCCCUGCUUGCUCACCCUACUGGUCGUCACGGGAGCACAAGUCAGGGGGAGCUGAGGAGGCACAGGGAGGCGGCAGUGAGCAAAUGCAGGGCCCAUUCUGGAGGUUCUGGCCCAGUGCAGAACAUGGACAGCUGUGCAGGAGGGGACUUUCUCCAGGGAAGGAGCCACAGUGUCCAUGUCCCUCUUGUGGCAUCAGUCCUGGCGUUUGAUCUAGUUUUGAGGUUUCCUUUUCUCAGGCAUAGCAUCAGCAGAUGUGGUCUGUCCAUGGUCUCAGUAGCCCUUUGUGCCACUCCAAAUUGGCUGUCACUCUGGGUAUCCCAGCUGUGUGCCCUGGGCCUACUGGUGCCUGCAGGCCCACCCAGCUCCACUGGCACAAGAGGUCACAUGCACAUCAACUAAACCUGGGAUCAUUGUAAUCACCCAGUGCAGGUUUUACAGCAUCACCCACACUGGACAGAAUACACACAGGUGUCUGCAUCUUCACAGUAUUUGUGAUGUUGUUGCCUGGCAAGUGCAGAGGUGGCUUAGAGUAAUCCCUGCUGCCACCUGUGAGCGUUUGCAGUGUCCUGCCAUGCCACAGUGAAAGUUCACUAAUAAAGCUUUACCAGUUCCUGUGUGUGUGCGUGUCCAUCCAGGCCACUCUGUCCCUACACAAACUUGUGUGCUACACAUGUGGGCGACACUCCUAUGUCCCCUACACAACCUUGUGUUCUACGUGUUUUGGAGCCCAUGCCUUUCUGACACAUAUACAACCUUGUGGUACACUUGUACCACAUGUGAUGCCAGGCCACCCAUGUCUCCCACAUUGUUCCAUGUGUCUGUUGGCCAUUUUAAUUUCAUCUUUUGAAAAGUGCCUGUUCAUGUCAUUUUCCCAUUUCUUAACUGGAUUGUUUUGUUGUUCGUGUGUUUCUUCAGCUCUUUGAUACUGCACAUUAAUCCUUUAUCAUUUUCAUAGUUUGCAAAUAGUUUCUCCCAAAUAUUUUCUCUGUCAUCUGCCACUUCACUUUGUUUAGUGUGUCCUUUGCGUUGCAGAAGUUUCUUAGCUUGAUGUAAUCUCAUUUUUCUGUGUUUGCUUUGAGUGCCUGUGCUUCUGAGGUCUUUUCCAAGACCUUUUUGCUUAUGCCAAUGUCGUCCAGAGUUUCUUUGAUGCUUUCCUCUAGUAAUGUGAUGGUAUUAGGUCAUCGAUUUAGAUCUUUGAUCCAUUUUGAGUUGAUUUUUGUAUAAGGUGUGAGGAAGGGAUCUUGUUUCCUACUUCUGCCUGCCAAUAUCCAGUUUCCCAGUGCCGUUUGUGGAGAGAAUGUAAUUUCUCCAGGGAUUGAUUUUAGCUUCUUGGUCAAAGUGCAUUUGGUUGUAGGUGUAUGACUGAUUUCUUGAGUUUCUGCUCUGUUCCGUUGGCCUACGUGUCUAUAUUUGUGCCAAUACCAGGCUAUUUUUGAUUGUGACUGCCUUGUAAUAUGUUUUGCAAUUUGGUGUUCUGGUGUAUUCAUCUUUAUUUUUAUUGU